Messenger RNA from Corythoichthys intestinalis (scribbled pipefish), 10985 nucleotides. It is a transcript of the gene vwa8, whose product is annotated as von Willebrand factor A domain containing 8. Lineage: Eukaryota; Metazoa; Chordata; Actinopteri; Syngnathiformes; Syngnathidae. Gene Ontology annotation, cellular component: cytoplasm. Gene Ontology annotation, molecular function: ATP binding; ATP hydrolysis activity. The transcript is spliced from 45 exons. The coding region runs from base 155 to 5869 and encodes 1904 amino acids. The record is from RefSeq and is a predicted model, not a curated record.
UCCUCUCCGAAAACAUUCCGACGAGAAAAAUAAGGAGGUGAUAUGUAACAAGUCAGUGUAGGGCAAACAGCAGUCGUUCACCUUUGUAAAUAAUACCUUUGUAAAUGUCGACUUUGUGUGACAGCGGUGGCAGCAACGUCGGUUAAAUACAACUAUGCACCCGCAGAUGCUAUGUCGCGGCACAGCUACGGCUGUCGCUGCCAGGAGGAUGCGGAUUAUUUUGGGCGCCGUGUUGGGCAAAGACGGCUGGAUGUGGAGAAACCAUGAGGUCAAACUUGUCAGCACGUCCUCAGGUGAAACCGUGAAAAUAGGGGACAUUUCCUACAAACUAAAAACGCCACGCAACCCCGAACUUGUUCCUGUCAAACACAUUGCAGACUUUCUGCCCCAGGCUGUGGCUCAGCACCUGCGAUGGAUUAUGCAGAAAGACCUUUUGGGUCAAGAUGUAUUCCUCAUCGGACCCCCCGGACCCUUGAAGAGAACUAUCGCCAUGCAAUACCUUGAAUUGACCAAACGGGAAGUAGAGUACGUCGCUUUGUCCAGGGACACUACAGAGACCGACUUGAAACAGAGGAGAGAGAUUCGGGCCGGAACUGCCUUUUAUGUUGACCAGUGUGCCGUUAGGGCGGCCACUCAAGGCCGAGUUCUACUCCUGGAGGGUCUGGAGAAGGCGGAGAGGAACGUUCUGCCUGUCCUCAACAACCUGCUGGAGAACAGAGAGAUGCAACUGGAGGACGGACGCUUCCUCAUGGCAGCCGAGCGCUACGACAAACUGUUGCAGGAGCACACAAAAGAGGAGCUGGACGCCUGGAACAUUGUCCGCGUGAGCGAGGACUUUCGGGUGAUUGCCCUCGGCCUUCCCGUGCCCAAAUACAAAGGCAACCCGCUGGAUCCUCCACUCCGCUCUCGCUUCCAGGCCAGAGACAUCUAUUACCUGCCAUUUAAGGACCAGUUGGAACUUUUGUACGCGGCUGGACCGAACAUAGCAGCAGAGAGGGUGUCCCAGCUACUCUCCCUUGCGACCACACUGUGCUCCCAGGAAUCAGCCAACUUGGGCCUUCCUGACUUUCCUGUGGACAAUCUCCUACCUGGCCUUAAUGUUCUGAAUGUUUUCCCCAUGAUGUCUUCACAGCAGUUUGUUCAGAGACUUUACCCCUACCAAAGUAUGUUGGGCAAGGAUGGGCUAAGCUCUGUGGAGACUGUCCUGAGCAAAUUUGAGCUUCUGGAUGGCGGUCGCAAGACAUCAAGCAGCGCUGUCGUCGGUGUGUCCAGAACAAACACGGAGGGCGUUGCAGAUGUCACCUUGCGAGUUGCAGAUAAAGAUAUUACGUUUCAGGUCCCUGCAGGCACCAAGGAGCCUCGACCGCCCAACAGUAGCUCUGCCUUCAUCAGCACCCCGAGCCACACGCAGUUGAUUGCUGACAUGAUGCAGUCGCACAUGGUGAAGGAUAUGUGUCUCAUAGGAACUAAGGGUUGUGGCAAGUCGGUGAUUGCCAAAGAGUUUGCUGCCAUCCUGGGUUAUAGCAUCGAGCCUGUCAUGCUUUACCAGGACAUGACAGCCAGGGAUCUCCUCCAGCAGAGGUUCACGCUUCCCAACGGUGACACGGCAUGGCGUCCGUCGCCACUGGUCACCGCCGCCAUGGAAGGCAAGCUUCUGCUGUUGGACGGUAUACACAGGGUCAACUUGGGAACACUGGCUGUCCUUUCGAGAUUACUUCACGAUAGGGAGUUGGAUCUGUAUGAUGGCACCAGGCUGCUGAGGUGGGACAGAUACCAGGCGCUGAAAGAAGAACAGAACUUUACCGACGAGCAACUUAAAGAGAGGUCAAUCUUCGCCAUCCACCCGUCGUUCCGAGUGCUUGCGCUGGCUGAGCCUCCGCUGGUAGGCGCUAGCGCAAGUAAUAGCGGCAGCAGCAAUAAAGGUCAGCAGUGGCUGAAUCCUGAAUUGCUCACUAUGUUCCUGUACCACACCGUCAGCCCGCUGGCCCGAGCCGAGGAAGUCGACCUUUUGCAAGGACUGUCUCCAAACGUUCCAAAGGAGGCAGCUGAACAACUACUGCACCUCACGCACACCCUCCGACAAACAAAUGACCCUACGGCACAGUCCUUGGCCUCCUCCCUUUCCACCAGACAGCUGCUACGGAUUUGUCGCAGACUCUCUCGCUAUCCCGAGGAGAGCAUUGCGCACGCUGUCAACAAGGCUUGCCUUUCCAGGUUUCUUCCCAGCUUGGCCCGUGGUUCGCUCCAGAAAAGCCUGGCCAACUGUUCCAUAGAAGAAACUCCCGCCAAUGAACAUACACGUGACCUCUCCUGUAUGGUCAAAGACGGAGUACUAACUAUCGGCAAAGUGUCUGCUCCUGUCUACAGCCCAAAUGAGAAAAUGAAGGUUCCAGAUGUACUCUUCUACGAUAAUCCCCAGCACAUGACGGUGAUGGAGGAUAUGUUAAAAGAUUUUCUAUUGGGAGAGCACCUCCUUUUGGUAGGCAACCAGGGUGUGGGCAAGAACAAAAUAGUAGAUCGGUUCCUACACCUUCUGAACAGACCCAGAGAGUAUCUACAGCUGCACAGGGAUACCACAGUGCAGACACUGACGCUGCAGCCUUCGGUCCGAGACGGUAUCAUCACAUAUGAAGAUUCGCCACUGGUCAAGGCCGUAAAGAUGGGGCACAUUUUGGUGAUCGACGAGGCCGACAAAGCUCCCACAAAUGUCACCUGCAUCCUCAAAACCCUAGUGGAAAGCGGAGAGAUGAUUCUGGCUGACGGACGCAGAAUUAUCUCUGAUCCACUUGAAGCAAACGGGAGGGCUAACGUCAUCGCCAUGCACCCAGACUUCAGGAUGAUGGUGCUGGCCAACCGACCAGGCUUUCCCUUCCUGGGCAACGACUUCUUUGGAGCUUUAGGCGACAUCUUCAGCUGCCAUGCCGUGGACAAUCCCAAACCCAGGGCUGAGCUCGCCAUGUUGAAGCAGUACGGCCCCGGCGUUCCCGACAGUACUCUGGAGAAGCUUGUCGCCGCCUUUGGAGAGCUCCGGUCCAUGGCCGACCAAGGCACCAUUUCCUACCCGUAUUCUACUCGAGAGGUGGUCAACAUUGUCAAGCAUCUCCAGAAAUUCCCCAACGAGGGUCUAGCCAAUGUGGUUCGGAACGUCUUUGACUUCGACUCGUAUAACAAAGACACGCACGACGUCCUGAUCGAGGCGCUGCACAAGCACGGCAUUCCCAUCGGAGCCAAGCCCAACUCUGUCAAGAUGGCCAAGGAGUUGCCUCUGCCAGAAGCCAAGAUGACAGGGUUUUGGACGAUAAAUCAAAAAGGCAAUGCCCGGCGCAAAAUGCUAUGUCCUUCUGAGACGCAUCGCAUUGACGUCAAGGGUCCCGUCUACCUGCGUGUUCAAACCUAUCCGUGCAACAGGCAGGAGAGCCGGGCUUUGAGUUUCAGUGAGGAAAAAGCCCACUGGCAGAUACCCAUGAACGAAGUCAACAUCAUCUGCGAUGUCACUACUAAAGAUGACACUCUAUAUGUGGCCACAUGUAACCCGGUUACGCUGUACUCUAUGAAGGAGCGCGGCGAUACUAUUCAGUGCGUGGAACUUUACGACAUCUUCCCCAGGACUCUCAGUGGGGUCUGGCAGCCCUUUGUUACUGUGGCCCCCCUUGGAAGUCCAUUGGAAGGCCAGGCGGUUUUGCACGAGGAACAGAGUAACACGGUGCUCCAUGUGGACAUGGCCACAGGUGCAGUGCGGAGGCUCAUGUUGUCAGCGGGUAAUGAGUCUCCCCCCAGCAGUACAUCUAAUUGGUGGAGCGGUAAAGAAACGCAGGGGGACUUUAAAAUGUGUGGCAACUUCGCCCACAAGAACUGGCUGCUGUUCUACAAGGAAUACGGCAAUCAGUUGGAGGUACUGGAUGUGCUGGAGGGCCAAGUUCACACCAUCUCACUGCCCAUCAAUCUCAAGUCCGUCUUUCUCGUGGCCGAAGACCGCUGGCUGCUCUUGGAGAACGACACAAACAAGAAGUUCCUGCUGACCAAGCCCAUGCACAUGGGGGCUGAGGAUUCGGGCGUUUGUCAGCUGCACAGCAUCAGCGAGGACCCUGUCAGCUCGGGACACGGGGCCACCAGUGCAGAUAACGUGUCGGUACCCCAGAUGCUAUCAUCUGAUCAGCUCCCCAACGAGAAUCUAAGCUCCGCCCUCAGUCAAAAGAUUGCCUCCCCGAAUCGCGUCAUGGCUGACACCGGCACCUUUGCACGAGUCAUUGUGGGCUUUCCAGACCUUAUGUCUCCCAAUGAAGUGUACAGCUUUACGAGGGCAGUCGACCUAUCGGAGAUGAAUACCAGCGACGGCGGCGCCCACAUGUUCCUCAGAGGUGGCUUGCGGACUUCCGUGGCCAAACAAAACAAUUGUGUUAGUUUGCUGUCAGCCAAUCAGGUCGUUCGGGCCCUUCCCCCGAGCAAGGUUCCCCUGAAAGAGGUCUAUCCCAAAGACGUGACCCCUCCGAUGACGGCGGCCUACCUGGAAGUGACUGAUCUCAACUCGAAAAAAGUCAAAUAUAUUCCUGUCCCGAGGUCGAUGUCCGUGUCACCCUACACUAACUGGCUGUCCAAGGUUUCGGAGACCGACGUCCUGAUGGCGCCGCUCGACACGGGUGGCGUGGUCACAGUCGACAUGGGAGGCCACGUGCGACUCUGGGAGACGGGAAUGGACACAUUGCAGCGGUCGCUGAUGGAGUGGAGAAAUAUGAUUGGCUCUGAGGACGGCAGGCCUGUGCAGAUUACCAUCCAGAGGGACAGCGGCUUGGAUGUCUCUGCCCCGAAACAUGGCAAGGUGGAUCCUAAGAAUGCACCCCAUGUGGGCGGAAACCAGUGGGCGGGUGGAACAGGAGGUCGAGAUACUGCAGGGCUGGGCGGGAGAGGGGGCCCGUAUCGCUUGGAUGCGGGACACAAGGUGUUCCAGGUUUCCCAGGCAGAGAAGGACGCUGUCCCAGAGGAAGUCCGCAAAGCUGCGCGAGAAAUAGCAGAAAAAGCCUUCAAAGACAGGCUGAAGGAGAUCGACAUGAGUGAAUAUGACGCUGCUACCUACGAGCGUUUCUCCAAGGCUGUCAGGAGACAAGUUCAGUCCCUGCGCACCAUCCUGGAGACUUUGCAGGCCAAAGCCAAAGAGCGCCAGUGGUUAAAGAACCAGGCUCUGGGAGAUCUGGAUGAUGCUAAAAUCAUCGACGGCCUCACUGGCGAAAGGGCCAUAUAUAAACGGCGAGGAGAAUUGGAUCCCGAGCCCGGCACGCCCCAGCAAAAGCCCAAACGUCUGCGAGUGCUCGCCGACGUGUCGGGAAGCAUGUAUCGCUUCAACGGCGUGGACGGCCGCCUGGAACGCUCCAUGGAGGCUGUGUGUAUGGUCAUGGAGGCUCUGGAGAACUAUGAGCACAAGUUCAAGUACGACAUCAUGGGUCACUCGGGCGACGGCUACGACAUCGAACUGGUCCGAGCGGACAAAGUCCCCAAGAACAACAAGCAAAGGCUUAAAGUUCUCAAGACGAUGCACGCCCACUCUCAGUUCUGCAUGAGCGGCGACUAUACGCUGGAGGGCACGGAAGCCAGCAUCAAGGAGCUGGCGCGGGAAGAGGCCGACGAGCAUUUUGUGGUGGUGCUGAGCGACGCCAAUCUGGAGCGCUACGGCAUCCGGCCCGAGCGCUUUGCCCGGGUCCUCACCUCGGACCCCCAGGUCAACGCCUUCGCCAUUUUCAUCGGGUCUCUAGGCGAUCAAGCCGAAAGACUCCAAAAGACCCUACCGGCUGGGAGAUCCUUCAUUGCUAUGGAUACCAAGCAGAUCCCCCAAAUAUUGCAGCAGAUCUUCACAUCCACCCUGCUGUCCACUGUCUGACGGUGAUGCUGACUGAUGUCUCACAAAUGUUAACUCUUUUAUUUUUUUGUUUUUUCGCGAGUCUUCGGAUCACCGAGCUUCUCGGAAAGGAGCGAGGAAUGCCCCACCUGAGUGAGGACGUUUUUUUAAAAGCGUCCGCGUCAGCCCUCCGACGGCACCGAGCGUCGUCUCAGUUCUCCAUGGAAUCUGGGAUCUUAUUUCAUGGUCAGACCUCCCACUCUUUUCCCACAAGUGACUCGAUGCAGAGUGUGUGGACAUUAAUUUUUACACAAGUGGUGGAUAUUUCGAAGGCCUUUUACUUGGGGGAAAAAAGUGUAAUAUUAACAUCUUCAGAAAUUAACCCUUUCAAGGACAGUGCUCAAUGGACAAUGGACAGCUAUUCAAAAGAUCUUUAACCCCCUUUAUGGGGAAAGUGGCUAUUUUUUUGUCAUUUACAAGGGUAGCAAUUAUUAUUAUAUGAUCAAACUUUUUUUUUUUUAAUAUAUGGUGGAAAACACAGACAAGACUGAAAAAGCAGUUUCUGCUCUUGCACCCCUCUUUAAAAUAAACUGCUGUAUUUUAAGCCAAAAGAACUGUUGUGUUUGAUAGAACAAUAUGUCUAUAUGCUGCCAUAGCAGAUUCAUGGCGCAUUAAGCCCCCGAACUAUUUUUAAUUUGCCUGUUUUACCCCGGACCCCCCGUUUACAGAUGUUGCACAACCGUUUUAGUUUGAACCUAGCCAUAAAAAGAAGGUAAGUAAUUAUAUUUAUUAUUUAAAAUGUCUGUCAUUUUUAGCUUAGAAUCAUUAAUUGGUGUCCAAUAUUCAGUUUGGGAAAAAAAUGACUUAAAUUAUCCACUGGCAUAUUUUAAACUUUUAAACAAAUUACGUCACAAUGAAAAAUUUGGCUUCUGUAAAAAGUCACGGAUAUCUACCUCAUAACUAGCGCUUAAUUGUAUUUUUUUUUUGUUACUGUUGCAUUUUUUCUGAUAUGUUAGAUGAUAAAUAAUCGAUCCAAACAAACAAACAAAAAAAAAACGUUUAAAAGGGUAACUAUCUGAAAAAGAAAAUCUCAACCACUCCUUGUCUGCGAUUUCUGCAUCGUGACCCUUGUUAUAUCACCAUGUUUCACCCAUAAAAUAAAAAAAAAAAAAAAUAAGACUGUGGCCAUUCACAGAUGUGUCUUGACACUCGGUGAAACAUGCUACAUGGAGUUUUUGGGUCGAAACAAGGUAAGUACGCAAUAAUAUCUCGUUACAAUUAAAGAUGCACCGAUGCUGAUACUAGUAUCGGCAGGGGGGCGCCGAUCCGGCCCGAAAUGGUGGUAUCGGCGAGUACCAACAAAGACGUCGCCGAUACCAUUUCCCGUUCCAUUAUUAUAACAUUUGACCGUAACCUUUUUUUCCUCCUGGCACUCACUACACUCUGUCUCUGUGUUGUGUGAUGACACGUGAACACCAAGCAGCUAUCGCUAUUGGCCUGCUCAAGACCAAUGAGAGCGGGCCAAUGGCCACUCCUGACCAAUGACAAGGCCGCUUUUUCAUAUGGAGGAAAAACAAACCAGGAGAAUUGGCGGCGGUCGGGAAAUAUUUCAAAAUAGAAAUCCCAUCAAUUAAAAUUAAUGGCUGCAUGCAAGAUGCGGCCUGAAAGUUUCGAGUUGUGGAGUUAAAUCAGCCAGUUUCAAUACCUCGAACCUGAUAAAACAUUUGAAGAUGAAACGUGAACGAACACAACGAGUUUGAGCCUGCAAGAGCAGGACUGCUAUCCAGAGGAAGGGCGCUGGACCGGAGCAACAAUCUCUGGUCAGUUCACUACGUCUACUUUACUUUUAUUGUCUUUUACUGAAAGAAAUGCCGCAGUAAUUUGGGAACUGUUUCCAAAGUAGGGUUGCCACCUUUCGGAAAUAGAAAUAAGGGGCUCCGCCCUCCCGAAGAAAAGGAGGCUAAUAGAGAGAUGGGAUGCUGUGGUCAAUUAUUAUUACUUAUAAUUGUUAGCGUCCGCAAAUGCGGAAACAAGGUUGGACCUCAAAGCGGACAACAAGCGGGGGUCACGUACAAGGGUUUAAUUAUUGCAAAUAAAAAAAUAACACGCGAUCGCGGGAUAGAAGAAAUAACAAAAGGAGUCCGUGACAGCAGGUCGACGGAGCUCAAUACUACAAACUCGAAGGUUUACUAAGACGAUAGGCAGCGAGCCAAAAAGCCAAAAUAAAAACACUCAAAUACCUGCACAGGGUAGAGGUUACAAACGAGAGCGGCACACUAACAGAAAAAACCCAAUGCAGGGGCGUAACAAGCAAAUGUAGCGAGACUAAUAGUGCGAGAUGUCAAAUGGCGAUCAGCAAGGCAAAUAUCUUGACAGCCUUCUCUGAGAUCACCCGUGCUUAAAUGCUGCGUUGAUGAGCCUGCAUUGGAUUCCGGUGCGACGUCAGGAACGCCCCCACUACCAGCCCAGCAACAAAACACAAUCUAACCAGCAGCAGAAUGUGACAAUAAUUUCAUGAAAGUUGCAUUGUUUGGCCUUUGAGAGGUUUAAAAAGUUUAUUCAGUUCAAUUAUUAUGAAUUUAUUUUUACUUUCUUACUGUUGGGCUAGUAUUAUACAUGUUUGAUUAAUUUCACAAAUGUAGCACUAUUUUGGCCUUUGAGAGCCAAAGGUUUAUUCAACUAUUGUCUACUAGGGACUAUUCACUUCUUACUAGUCUUUUUCCUAUUUUGCAAAGGUAAGCAACAGCCUGACAAAGCCUUGAUGGCAAUGAUUUCACAUCCAAUUAUGUAGCUCUUUGGGGGGAGGGGGGGGAUAUAUACUGCACAGUCAGGUAUCGGUAUCGGGGCUAAAAAAUGGAAAAAUGGUAUCGGUGCAACACUAGUUACAAUCGUGGCGUCUUUAAUUUUGCUCUCGUGUGCUCUCGCCUCCAGUUAGGGUUUUGCUGUUUAAUUUUUUUUUUUUUUUUUAAAUGCCCUCCUGUUCAAAAUUUUUCUUCCUCCAGAAAAUAGAGAUUUUAAGCUUUCCAAUGAUGUAUCACACAUGCAUAUCGGACAAUUUUGAAAUUUGGCCAAAUUGGGGGUCUCAGAGCGGAGUUUAAAGUCAGCUUAGUGUUUUCCACCAUAUACAUUAUUUUUUGGAUGAAAAGUCGCACCUGAGUAUAAGUCGCAUCAGCCAGAGAAUGCACAAAGACAAGGGAAAAAAUGUGCACUAAAGGGUUAAACCAUUUUUUCUCGUACAUUUAAGAUGGUUAAUUUUGAUAACUGUAUUUGAAUAUCUCAAUAAAUUAGGAUGUCACUUAAAAGUUCAUGUUUUAGUAGUCGAAAGUCAACACUAAUUUAACUGCGCACUAUAAUCAUCAAUAUGAUGAAUGAAAUAGUUAACUUUCUGUCUUGGAGCUAUAUAAUAAAUGACUGAAAUGGUCAAAAUACAGAAGAAGGUCGAGUUUUGACGCAAGCGUGAGCACUUAUAGCACACAAAUGAGUUUUCAACUUGACGUUAAAGUGGUUUAUCAGCUGUUUCCCUUUUAAAAGUCCAGAGCAGAACACAAACGCCUACUACCAAGAAACAAUGGCAGUUCAUGGAAACCUGUCCACGCAUGGUCGCUUUUUCUGUGUAAUCACUCACCUUCUCAAGCGGCUGUUUCUGAGAAUGUCCCACAAUGCACCGCUGUUCUGUGCCGUGACCUCUGUCCAGAUGGUAAUUACACAGUGUUCCACUUUCAAGCUCCUGCGCCAUGUCAUUUUAUUGACACACUGUGUAACUCUUAUUUAGGGAAAAGUCACCUGCCGUAUAAUAAGUAAGUGAAACCCCUGCCAAAGGAGACUUAAAGAGAGAUUGAAACCAAUUUUUACCAAACAAUUUAAGUUAGGUGUGUGCCCAAUCACUGAUGAGUGGUUUAAAGCUGCCCUGCCCACUAUAAAACACACACCUGGUAAGAAUUGUCUUGAUUAGAAGCGUUGUUUGAUGUGCAUCAUGGCUCAGUCAAAAGUGUCUAAAGACCUGCAAUCAAGGAUUGUCGAUUUGUAUAAAGCUGGGAAAAGAUACAAAACCAUCUCUAAAAGUCUGGAUGUUCAUCAAUCGGCAGUCAGAGAUGUUUUCUACAAAUGGAGAGAGUUUGGCACCGUUGCUUCUCUCCUGAAGAGUGGCCGUCCACCAAAGAUGACGCCAAGAGUUCAGCGCAGAAUACUCAGAGAGCUAAAAAGAACACCAGAGUGUCUGCUAAAGACUUACAGAAAUCACGGGCAAAGUGCAAUAUCUCUGUGCACACAACAACUAUAUGUUAAACUAUGCCCAAGAAUGGUGUUCAUGGGAAGACUCCACGGAGGAAGCCACUGCUGUCUGAAAAAAAAAAAAAACAUCUAACAAAAUGUUUUGUGGACUGAUUAAACCAAAGUUGAAUUGUUUGGGAGUAACACGCAACAUCAUGUGUGGAGGAAAAAUGGAACAGCUCAUCAACAUCAACACCUCAUCCCCACUGUGAAGCAUAGUGGAGGGAGCAUCAUUGAUUUUGGGGCUGUUUUGCUAACUCAGGGCCUGGACAACUUGCAAUCAUUAAUGGAAGAAUGAAUUCAAAAGUUUUGCAGGAAAACCUGUGGCCGUCUGUCAGACGGUUGAAACUAAAAGGAGGAUGGAUGCUGCAACAAGACAAUGAUCCAAAACGCACUUUCUGGAGUGACCAAGUCCAGACUUGAACCCCACUGAGAUGCUGUGGCAUGACCUAAAGACAGCGAUUCAUGCCAGGCAUCCCAGGAAUUAGACUGAACUACAGCAGUUUUGUAGAGAAGAGUGGGCCAAGAUUAGUCCUGAUCGAUAUGCCUACUAAUCUGCAGCUACAGGAAGCGUCUGGUUGAAGGUAUUGCUGCCAAAGGGGGUACAUAAUAUUAAAUGUGAUGGUUCAGCUACUUAUUUUUCCAACUUUUAUUAUUGUUUGCAUACUAUCCUCAUUAAAAUAUGAAAACCUAGAAAUGUUUGGGUGGUUUUAAAGCAGACUCUGUUUUUUCAUAUGUAUGAUUUUGACAAAGAUCAGAUCACAUCUGAUGGUGAUGUUAUGCAGAAAUGUCAGAAAUUCCAAAAGUUUCAGAUACUUUUUCAUACCACUGUAAAGCAAUCGCAACCCUACGCGUUGUCUGUCCGUGCGGUAAAACGUGAAAGGGAAAC